Aureobasidium subglaciale EXF-2481 is the source of this 552-nucleotide messenger RNA. RefSeq lists its product as uncharacterized. Gene Ontology annotation, cellular component: cytoplasm. The coding region runs from base 1 to 552 and encodes 183 amino acids. Gene Ontology annotation, molecular function: GTPase activity; GTP binding. Lineage: Eukaryota; Fungi; Ascomycota; Dothideomycetes; Dothideales; Saccotheciaceae. Gene Ontology annotation, biological process: vesicle-mediated transport; intracellular protein transport. The record is from RefSeq and is a predicted model, not a curated record. The transcript is spliced from 3 exons.
AUGGGUGGCUCAAUAUCUAAGAUGAUGGCCAAGAUCUUCGGCAGCAAGGAAAUGCGCCUGCUGAUGCUGGGUCUCGACGCUGCUGGCAAGACGACCAUUCUGUACAAACUCAAGCUGGACCAAGAUGUGACAACAAUCCCUACCGUCGGCUUCAACGUCGAAACCGUCACAUAUAAGAACACCAAGUUCAACGUCUGGGACGUCGGCGGUCAGGACAAGAUCCGUCCCUUGUGGCGACACUACUUCUCGGGCACCCAAGGCCUCAUCUUCGUCGUCGACUCCAACGACCGCGAUCGCAUGGACGAGGCCCGCACCGAAUUGACCCGCAUCAUUCAAGACCGCGAAAUGAAGGAUGCCCUCCUGCUAGUCUUUGCUAACAAGCAAGAUGUCAACGGAUCCAUGCGACCAAAGGACGUUUCCGACGCACUCAACCUCAACGUUAUCGCAAAGAACCACAUCUGGAAGGUCGAGCCCAGUUGCGCUACCACUGGCGAAGGCAUCUUUGAGGGUCUCGCGUGGUUGAGCAGCCACAUCAAGGUGCCCGCCAAAUAA